GCAGCAGAGCGUAGUUAUUAAUUUUGGAAUAGCAGUAGAAGAAGAAGCGGAAGUACAUGUCAGAAGGACGUAGCCGUGCGGGGCGGUAACAAGCUAGCUCAGGAAAUAUGCUGUCAGUUUUAUCUAAUGUGCUUAGGGCGUGUGCUCAGAAAAAUGGUGCUGCCGUGGUCAUGUCAGCAAGAACAUAUGCUGACUUCACAACCCAGGCUACCUUUGAGAUAAAGAAAUGCGACAUUCACAAGCUGGAUGAAGCUCCUGCCACUCAGGUGGUGAUGACUCGCGAUGAGGGUCUUCAAUACUAUCGCACCAUGCAGACCAUUAGGCGAAUGGAGCUUAAAGCAGAUCAGCUGUACAAGCAGAAGAUCAUUAGAGGUUUCUGUCACUUGUACGACGGCCAGGUAGACAUUUUUUUUUCUGCACACAUGGAGUUAUCAGCAUCACAAACUUUAUUCACCUCCUCACAGGAAGCCUGUGCUGUUGGUAUUGAAGCAGCAAUUAAUUUGUCAGACCACCUGAUCACUGCAUACCGUGCCCAUGGGUACACUUACACCAGGGGAGGGACCGUGAAGGAGAUCAUGGCUGAGCUCACUGGAAGAAGAGGUGGCAUUGCAAAGGGAAAAGGAGGUUCCAUGCACAUGUACUGUAAACAUUUCUAUGGUGGAAACGGCAUUGUUGGGGCUCAGGUUCCAUUGGGUGCUGGUAUUGCUCUUGCCUGCAACUAUAUGGGCAACAAUGAGUUGUGUGUCUGUUUGUAUGGUGAUGGUGCUGCUAACCAGGGUCAAAUUUUUGAGACGUACAACAUGGCCGCACUCUGGAAGCUGCCUCUCAUUUUUAUUUGUGAGAACAACAGAUAUGGCAUGGGCACGUCUGUGGAGCGAGCAGCCGCUAGUACAGACUACUUCAAGAGAGGAGAGUUCAUUUCUGGUCUUAGGGUGGAUGGGAUGGAUAUCCUCUGUGUUCGGGAAGCAACACGCUUUGCAGCUGAUUUGUGUCGAGCCGGCAAGGGUCCUGUUCUAAUGGAACUUCAGACUUACCGCUACCACGGUCACAGUAUGAGCGAUCCUGGUGUCAGCUACCGCACACGUGAGGAGAUCCAGGAAGUGCGCAGCAAGAGCGACCCUAUCUCCCUGCUGAAGGACCGCAUGCUCAGCAACCACAUGGCCAGUGUGGAGGAGCUCAAGGAGAUCGAUGUUGAGGUGAGGAAGGAGAUAGAAGAGGCUGCCCUGUUUGCCACCACUGAUCCUGAACCACCUCUGGAAGAACUGUGCAACCAUAUUUUUCACAAUAAUCCCCCGCUGGAGGUGCGCGGCACCAACCCAUGGACCAAGCUCAAAUCUCUUAAUUAAAUUAUUCUCAGCACCUCCUCCACUCCAAUAUAGUGGCCCGCUGGCCCAACGUUAACGCCGUCAUCAUUUAGCCAUUAAGCUAAGUCACACAUCAGACCCACAGCAAGUGGAAGUUGUUUUAUUUCAACUGUAUUAUGUAAAAUAUACCCCUGCAAUAAAGCUCCCCCUUAAAAAGGA
Nerophis ophidion (straightnose pipefish) is the source of this 1523-nucleotide messenger RNA. RefSeq names its product pyruvate dehydrogenase E1 component subunit alpha, mitochondrial-like. NCBI's taxonomy places the organism in Eukaryota, Metazoa, Chordata, Actinopteri, Syngnathiformes, Syngnathidae. The record is from RefSeq and is a predicted model, not a curated record. The transcript has 10 exons. Gene Ontology annotation, biological process: pyruvate decarboxylation to acetyl-CoA. Gene Ontology annotation, molecular function: pyruvate dehydrogenase (acetyl-transferring) activity. The coding region runs from base 108 to 1346 and encodes 412 amino acids. Gene Ontology annotation, cellular component: intracellular membrane-bounded organelle.